AUGAAGGGGUUAGGAGAUAACAGAAGCCGCCACCUCUCCGAUAACCUGGACUCCCCUCAAGACUCUCUUUAUGCCGCCCAAGACAGGAACCCUUACCUCCUCAGUCCCACUGACUCCUACCCCGUGGACCCCCGGUUUCCAGCCCAGAAUUCCCUCCAUAGUGACUGUCUCCUCCCACUCAACAACCAGAUUUCCAACAGCAGCACAUUCCCCCGUAUCCAUUACAACUCCCACUUCGAAGUCCCGGACGAGAACCCCUUCCCAAGCCAUGCCCAAGCCACUAAGAUCAACCGCCUCCCUGCAAACCUCUUGGACCAAUUUGAGAAGCAGCUGCCCAUCCACCGGGACGGCUUCAGCACCCUCCAGUUCCAGAGGAGCGACGCCAAGCACCGGAGCGAGAGCCCCGGGCGCAUCCGACACCUGGUGCACUCCGUCCAGAAGCUCUUUGCCAAGUCACAGUCCCUGGAGGGCCCCACCAAGGGCAGCGUGAAUGGUAAGAAGGGCACAGAGGACCCGAAGCAGAACCGGAGGAGCAAAAGCAAAGACCGGGCAAAGACCACCGAGACCAAACGCAGGCCCAGGUCCAACAUAUCAGGCUGGUGGAGCUCGGACGACAACUUAGACAGCGACACCUGCAGCUAUCGCAAUCCAAUGGGCCUCAUGACCCUGGGCAGGCAACCUGACCACAGCCAGCCUAGGUACUUCAUGCACGCAUAUAACACCAUCAGUGAGCACAUGCUGAAAUCCUCCAAGAGCAAUAACGACCUCAAGGUCACCCCCUGCGCCAAUAUCCCCAUCAGCAACGAGUCCAACUACAUCAAACGGGGCUCCUGGUCCACGCUCACCCUUAGCCAUGCCCGGGAAGUGUGCCAAAAGGCCUCUGCCACCAUCGACAAAGCCCUGCUGAAAUCCAAGUCCUGCCAGCAAGACUUAGCCUAUCAUUACUUGCAGGUGCCUCAGGGAGAGUGGAACAAUACGCUGUCUCGGGACAAAGACAACGAGAUCCCGUGCCGGCGCAUGCGGAGCGGGAGCUACAUCAAAGCCAUGGGGGACGACGACAGCGAAGAUUCAGAAACCAGCCCCAAACCGUCCCCGAAAACUGCAGCUCGGAGGCAGAGUUACCUCAAGGCCACCCAACAGUCCCUGAGUGAGCAGAGCACCGCACACAGGAGCCUGGACCGCCUGGACUCCGUCGAGAUCCUCUUACCUCCAAAGUUCCCAAGCUGGGAGGAAGAAUACAACCAGCUCACUGACAACAUCGAUGAGUCCAGCUGCAUCAGCCAGAUAUUUGGACAGUCCUCAUUUAUCCCACAGAUAUUUACACACGGAGAGCAGACAAGGGAGGCAGAGCUGAGCGACCAGUAUGAGACAGUGUGUGAAUCAGCCUACAGUGAAGCCGAAUCAGCUGCUGUGGAGGUGCUAGACCUGCCUCUGCCCAGCUACUUCCGCUCCCGGAGCCACAGCUACCUCCGAGCCAUCCAGGCAGGCUGCUCCCAGGAAGAAGACACGGCCUCCAUCCGAUCCAUCUCGCCGCCUCCCGCCAGCAGCAUCAGCGGCAGCAGGACGCUCCCCAGCAACAGCAGUUCAUCAUGCCUAGUGGCAUAUAAAAAGACACCUCCCCCCGUCCCACCUCGGACCACCUCAAAGCCGUUCAUCUCUGUCACCGUGCAGAGCAGCACUGAAUCAGCCCAGGACACCUACCUGGAUAGCCAGGACCACAAGAGCGAAGUCAACAGCCAAUCGGGACUGAGUAAUUCUUCAGACAGCUUAGACAGUACCAGAACACCCAGUGUGACAAGAGGCAGCCUUGUGACUCCAGCCAGAGAUGCUCCAGAGUUACCCCAGAAAAAUGCAACCUUGAAAAGUGACAAAGGAACUCUGACAAGUGAAGAGCCUAAGGUGGAGAAUAUUCCCAAAAGGAAGCUGUCGUCUAUAGGAAUACAAGUUGACUGCCUUCAGCCAGUGGCAAAGGAGGAGCCCCCUACGCCAACCACCAAAUUCCAGUCCAUCGGGGUACAGGUAGAGGACGAGUGGCGAAACAACCACUCUCGCAGUAUGUCCUCCAAACAGGACGCCGAUUCCGACGCACAGGAACCGAAUCACUCAAACUGUAAAUCGUCUGAGAGAAGCCUUGCUGAUUGUCCCCCGCGCUACAACUCUGUCAGUGUUGAUGCCAGUACCAGGCAACCAGCCAAGCCCUCCCAGUUCAAGAGAAAUCUCUCCUAUGGAGAUAGCAGUGACCCAGCCCUAGAGCCUUCCUCUCUCCCUCCUCCGGACCCUUGGCUCGAGACAUCCUCCAACUCGCCAUCAGAACCAACACAACCAGGAGCCUGCAGGCGGGAUGGGUACUGGUUUCUGAAACUGCUGCAGGCAGAAACAGAAAGGUUAGAAGGAUGGUGCCGUCAGAUGGACCAGGAGACCAAAGAGAACAAUCUCUCUGAAGAAGUUUUAGGAAAAGUCCUCAGCGCAGUGGGCAGCGCACAGUUACUCAUGUCCCAAAAGUUCCAGCAGUUCCGGGGCCUCUGUGAGCAAAACUUGAACCCCAAUGCCAAUCCCAGACCCACAGCCCAGGACCUAGCUGGGUUUUGGGAUCUCUUGCAGUUGUCCAUUGAAGACAUCAGCAUGAAAUUUGAUGAGCUCUACCACCUAAAGGCUAACAGCUGGCAACUGGCAGAAACACCGGAGAAGAAGGAAGAGAAGAAACCACCCCCUCCAGUGCCAAAGAAGCCAGCCAAGCCCAAAACCCCACUGAACCGGGACAAAGCCUCUGAUUCUGUGGAUAAGCAGCGCCAGGAAGCUCGCAAGCGUCUCAUGGCAGCCAAGCGGGCUGCCUCUGUCCGGCAGAAUUCUGCCACGGAAAGCGCGGACAGCAUUGAAAUCUACGUCCCUGAGGCACAGACCCGCCUUUGAGCAAAGGGGAAGAGGAAGGAAACACGUGUUUUUCUAAAUCAUUAAAGAGGAAAAAAAAAUUCUCUCUAAACUUAGUGUGAUUUAUUCGGUCUAGAGACGCUGAGCCAACCUGACAAAGGGCUCCCAAUUCGGCUUUUUUUCUCUCAGCUUUAAGUAACGAAGAUUUUAAAAAAAUCCCACACACAACAACAAAAAUUCCCCCUCUUGUUUUCUCUCACUGGCUGUGGUGUUGCUGAACAGACUGAAAAGACUCCUGGAAGCCCCAGCCCCUCAGACUUGGAACUUCAAUCUUUUUACUUGCUCAAUCUAAUGAGAAUUAUUAGCUUGUUUACAAGAAGAGGACGACAAAAAAAAAAAAAUGAAGCCUUGAGCACUUGCCAUGCUGUGUUCUUUCUCCUUCUCCUCAACUCUGUUCUUCCUUAUCCUUAGGGUUUUUUUCUUCUACCUCUUAUUCUACCUUAUCCACCCCCUCUCUCCCACUUUUUGCAUGGCUUUGUUUACUGUGUUAGAAAUAACCUCUCUUCCACAGAGCUCCCGAAGAGAACAUCUGUUCAGCGUGUACUGGUGUUGCACUCUGCUAGCUAGCAGCCUUUCUUUAUUUUUCCUUUAGUGGGGGGGAGGUGUAGGGGCGAAGGGCAGCAGGGUUCACAUAUCGAUGUAUUUGAUUGAAAAGGAAGGAAGAAAAGAUCUGUGGAAUGUAAUGCCGAGUUCUUCAUGCAGCCUGGAAGCAAACGUGUGCAAUAAGGUGGUGAUGGGGGCAGCGCUUCGUUGGCUGAUUCCAAAAGAAAGCUGGCCCCAUUCCAGGCACAGGAUGGGAGCUGGAAGGAUGAUGUGGUGGAACAAGUGUGACCCCUAUGUGCGCACGCGCGCACACACACACACUCACUCACUCACACUCUCUCUCUUAUUUUGUCCCCUUCUACACAUUUUAUUUUUCUUGAGAAUCACUUGUUAAAAAAGCAGUUGCUACACAGUGGGGACCUGUUUCAAGGGGGAGGAAGGGUGUAAUGAUAGGGUAUGUCAGGGUGGAGAACUGGGUUUUCUACAAAAAGAAGGGGGAGGGUGGCUAAUGGCAGGCUGGCAGCCGGCCGACCUGUAUGUAUGUGUACAUAUGCACAUAUACACUUACUAGGAUCUGUAUAUUUAAUGCAUACACACAUAUACAUACCCAUACACAAGUGCAAGUGGUGUAUUAAAAGCACCUCAGUGAGAGUGGGCGUAUGUAUAGCAUAUAUUUUUACAUGUACUAUAUCUAGAUGUGUGUAAAAGUGUGUGUAAAAAUAUAUACCCUGUGUGUAAUCAGAUUAUUUUUCCUUGUAUCCCGUGCUUUUUUUGGUGAAAGGGAGGGGUUGCUAAAUAUUUUGAUCCUUUUUAGCUUCUUCUCC
Messenger RNA from Terrapene triunguis (Three-toed box turtle), 4295 nucleotides. RefSeq names its product DLG associated protein 4 (gene DLGAP4). The record is from RefSeq and is a predicted model, not a curated record. NCBI's taxonomy places the organism in Eukaryota, Metazoa, Chordata, Testudines, Emydidae. Bases 1 to 2910 code for a protein of 969 amino acids. Gene Ontology annotation, cellular component: postsynaptic specialization; glutamatergic synapse. Gene Ontology annotation, biological process: signaling. The transcript has 11 exons. Gene Ontology annotation, molecular function: molecular adaptor activity.